Acipenser ruthenus (sterlet) is the source of this 3095-nucleotide messenger RNA. RefSeq names its product tapasin. Lineage: Eukaryota; Metazoa; Chordata; Actinopteri; Acipenseriformes; Acipenseridae. Gene Ontology annotation, cellular component: membrane. The transcript is spliced from 9 exons. The record is from RefSeq and is a predicted model, not a curated record. The coding region runs from base 662 to 1987 and encodes 441 amino acids. Gene Ontology annotation, biological process: antigen processing and presentation of endogenous peptide antigen via MHC class I.
CGACGGAGAAUGCCGAAUCUUUGUUUUGACUUUGGUUAUGCUUCGACAAGCUUCGGCCGUCCGGGUAGAGCUAGGGGAGGGCUGCGCGGAGGCGUAAAGACGAAGCAAGCCUCGAGAAACUUCGGGAUACAUCGUUAAAACUAAUUUAAAACCGCCUUAAAAACAACACACUUAAAUAUCAAACUUUUAUAUCAAGUUCAUUUUCUUACAAAUAGUAAUUAGCGCAACAACUUGGUCACAUGUAGCUAUCUUUAGUUUUUUACUGUUGACAUUUUGGGUUUUGUUUUAAUUGAUGUUAUAAAGCGAUAGACGUUGCUUUUUAAAUAAAGCCUGAGGCGCUUUGUAAUUGUAGCAUCGCGCUGUGAAUCUAGAAGGUGUCGCUCUGCGGCUUAUAGACACUGUACCGCUCUACAGAAAAUGAACAAUUUCCAUACAUAUGAAUAAAAAUUAAAAAUGCAUUAGACACUGCACCUGCCCCGUGUAAGAUAAGCACAGAGACACAUGCGCGUAGUACCAGAGAAAGUGAAACUAACCCAGUAUACGUGUGUUAUCGGUUGCUUUGGACUCAGCGGGGAAAACCAGACUGGGUCUGCGGCAGAACAGUGUUCGCUCUCUCUCUCUCUCUCUCAUCACAGCCCCUCGCAAACCCAGGCUCUGCACAAUGCCAGAGAUCUCCACUGUUUGCAAACUGGCCUUUAUUGCGCUGAUAUGCAGCAGCUAUAUGGCCCCUCCUGUUCUCAGCGUGUGCCCCGUGCUUGACUGCUGGUAUGUGAAGGAAAAGCCGGGCAGCUUCCCCUCCGCCAUGACGCAGGAGAAAUCCCUCCUGUACAUCAGAACCAGCGCCGACCAGACCGGGCCGGAGCAGAACCACCCCGUUGACAUCGACCCCAAGAGGGUCUACCACGUCUCAGACCCGGCCGGGCCCCUGUGCAGUUCCUCUCUGCUGACGGUAGAGGGCGCUGUGGAGAAGCCGCAGUGUGAGAUUAACCCCUUCACUCCUCAGCCCGCCCAUGUGGACUGGAGCCUCUCUCUGACCAGCGGCGGGGUCAGCCCAGCCCGCCUGGGAGCUGAUUGGCUCUCCACCUCCAUCACCGCCCACAAAGGGGACAUAGGUGUGUCCAGCAUCUUGAGGGUUCCCACGGCAACCGGGCAGGCCACAGCGGUUCUCAGUGUGUUCUCUCACACCCCGGUCCUGCGCUCUCGUCUCGGGCGGGCGGCUCGUCUGGACUGUGGGUUCUCGGUGCUGCCGGGCUGGCAGGAGCCUGGUUCUGGGUUUGCGGUGGAGUGGCGGUACCAGUUCCGUGGGGAGGGCCGGCUGGUCUAUGCGUACAACGGACAGACAGACAGACUGGAGGAGCGCAGCGCCCAGCAGGAAGAGGCGAGCAUGGACUUAGAGGCGCUGCACCAGACAGGAAACGCAUCACUGCUGCUGCACAAUGUAGACGUGCACCAUGGGGGCACAUACAUCUGCACUGUGUACCUGCCCUACAUCCUGGCACAGGUAGCAAUGGAGCUGGAGGUCAUAGAGCCCCCACGCCUCUCCCUCUUCCCCUCCCCUCUCUGGUCCCCCCCCGGCCGCCCGGUCCAGCUGUCCUGUGAGAUGUCGGGGUUCUACCCCUUGGAUGUGGGGGUGCAGUGGCUGUGGAGGCCUGCAGGGGGCGCCGGGGUGCGCUACCUCCCGGAGGCUCAGCUCUCCGGACACACCCAGAACCCCGACGGGACCUACACCCAGACCAGCUUCCUGAGAGUCACCCCGGAGUCAGGGGACCACCAGGGCCAGUACUCCUGCAUAGCGACUCACCUGGGGGCCAGCUACAGGAAGACAGUGACCCUGCACAUCGCAGGUGCGUCGGGCCCCUCUAUUGAGGAUGCGAUCGGUUUGUUUGUUGUAGCGUUUCUUCUGUACGGGCUCCUGAAGCUGGGGAGCUGGCUGUUCUGUGUUAAAGCUUGUCCUGCAGUUGAAAUAGACAAGCAGAAGGCAGAGUGAGUCGGAGUGUCUUCCCCUGUGCAGCAGAGUGUCCUGGUGGCUGAAGUUGUUCCAUUUCUGAAGUUUUGGGCUGAAGAAGAAUUCAGUUUGUUUUUUUCUUUUUCUUUAGAAAGAAAGCCUGCUAUUUGCUUUAGUGUCGGUAAUAGGGAUUGGGCAGUUCAGCUUUGCACUGUGUGUGUGUGCUAGUCAGCGUGUCUGUAUGUAUGUGUGUGUGCCCAUGUGAUUGUGUUUGUGUGUGUGUGUGUGUGCCCGUGUGAUUGUGUUUGUGUGUGUGUGUGUGUGCCCAUGUGAUUGUGUUUGUGUGUGUGUGUGUGUGCCCGUAUGAUUGUUUGUGUGUGUGUGUGGGUGCCUGUGGGUGUGAUUGUGUGUGUGUAUGAGUGUGUGCCUGUGUGAUUGUGUUUGUGUGUGUGUGUGUGUGCCCGUAUGAUUGUUUGUGUGUGUGUGUGUGUGCCUGUGUGUGUGAUUGUGUGUGUGUAUGAGUGUGUGCCUGUGUGAUUGUGUGUGUGUAUGAGUGUGUGCCUGUGUGAUUGUGUGUAUGUAAGUUUUUCUAUAGAAAGAAAUACGUGCCUAGAAAAAUCUGUACACAUGAUAUUGUUUGUUAAGAUGUUAAUUCUACUGGUAUUGUAUAAAGAAACAUAUAUGUAUAUAUUGAACUCUCCCAGCAAAUCAAGACACCCGGGUUUAAAAGGCAGCAAACCAGCAUACUGUUCAUUAUUUAUUAAGAGAGUCUUCUCAUUAAUACCAGACAUCUGUGCACUUGAACCUCCUGUGAUAUGAGACGUUUUAUCACUGAUACAAGCUAACAGUGAAUCUGACUCUUGUGGUAAAGACACACAGACAGACAGACCAUUCGGAACUCACACACGCACACACAGACACACACACGGAACUCACACACGCACACACAGACACACACACAGACUCAACGCUAUUUCAGAUCUGCUCUACAAUCAAUAACACUGCUGCAGAAAGGUGUCUUCACAUUUAGAACUGUGGGCUUAUUUUUUGUCGCUAGUUUUAAAUUGAAAAAAAAAAUCUGUUUGAGAAAUUUAAAAAAAAUUGUCAACAUUGUUAAGCUUUACUUGCUAAUAAAACACAUUUUGUAAAA